AUGGCGGCACACGACUUCCCUCUCAUGGUCUCCCCUGAUAGAGGCUUGUCAUGGCGAGCUUCAGGAGGAUGCAGAAGCAGAAGCGGCUGCUGCUGCAGCACCUGCCUAACCCCAGGCAGCUGCGGCGGCAACUACAGCAACGUGCCCACCAGUAUCUGGGUCUGUAGUUUCCGCGACAGAAGGGCGAAUAUCAGGGGCGUUGAGGAUGCCGGCAUAUCUGUAGGAGGCGAUCAGCAGCCUUAUGACUCUUCCGUAGCAAUACCACCAGAAUCUGCUGCUGCUGCGGUUGCACUUCCUUCUACUACGGCGGCUCUUGCUGCUGUUAGACAUCAAGCUACACCAUCGACGCAACUCCGGCUAGGCACAAUGCGCAAUUCUCUCACCCGUGAAGUUGGGGACAUCUGCGACAGCUGCGUUCCGUCCGGAGCGGUAGCCUGGGAAGCUGCAAACGCUGCUGCAGCACCCCCUGCAGCUGAAGCAGCCUCGGCCACAAAAGCAGCAACAAUCGAGAACGCAGCACUGCGGGCCUCCAGAGGAGGGGGAGCAGGAGUAAAAGCAACAAGAGAUGUUCCCGUGGGGCCGUUGCCCGCUCUGCGGUACAUGCACUGCAACAACUACCACGCUAGAACCCCAAUCCGCUACAGCAGCAACAUGUUUAACAGCAGAAAUUGUGGCAGCAGCAGGAAUUACGGCAGUGGCAUUUCCUGCUCUACCCGAAACAUUGACAACGACAGCAACUGCGCCGGCGGCAGCAGCUGUUGCAGCAGUGGCAGCCGUAGCUGUUCCGCUACUGUGCACCGGCUGCCGGUCAGUAGAAGCACGUAUGCCGCUUGCAGCAGUAAUCCUGUUGCUGCUUCUGCGGCUUCUGCUGCAACAAGCCGUGAGCAGAAACUAGGCCUGCAUGGCUUGAAAAAACAAUCGGACGGGCGGGAGCAGCAGCUGCUGCAACAGCAACAGUUCCAGAAGCUCGAGGAUGAAGAGCCCAAGAUGUUGCAAAUUAUGCGCACCCAUGCCUUUCUGCACCUUACCAGCGGAGCCGUGGCAGGUGCUGUCUCGCGCACCGCCACUGCUCCGCUGGACCGCGUGAAGGUCAUGCUGCAGUUGCAGCCUUUUUCGGUACCGCUGAGGCAAGCAGUGAGAGUUAUCAUGCAACAGGAGCUGUCGGGCAACGCCGCUGCGGCAGCGGCUGUUCCUACUGCUGCUGUAGCUGCUGGUGUAUCAAGCAGCACCACUAAUGCAGGGAACUUGACAAAUUGUUUAAAAGUUGUACCGGAGACGGCCGUCAAGUUCUACAGCUACGACAUCUGCAAGCAUGCGUUAGCCCACAGAAAACAGCAGCAGCAACAACAGCAGUCACAGCAAGAGCACCAAACGGAGCCAGAGGUUCACUUGCAGCUUUUGGACAGAUUCCUUUGUGGAGCAACGGCGGGUCUGUGUGCGCAGCUCCUCAUUUACCCAAUGGAGCUCGUGAAGACCCGCUUGGCAGCUUAUGGCCCGGGGUGUAUGUACACCGGCGUGCUGCAGUGUUUUAAAGCGAUCUACAAAGAGGGUGGCUUUAGGCGGCUCUACAGGGGUGUGGGGCCAUCUUUGCUGGGCAUCAUUCCGUAUGCAGGAAUUGACUUGGCCGUCUUCGAGACCUUAAAGGAAGCCUAUGUGAAAGGAGUGAUUAUUCCUAAACAGCAGCAGCAGGUAGAGCAGCAGCAGCUGCUGCUGCGCGCAACAUGCAGCAACUGUAGCCCCGAGACCUCCCCCCCUGGUAUGGUCUCCUUUGCGCCUGGUACAGCAGCUGCUGCAGGAACAGCUGCACCCGCAUCGGGGGUGUCGCGAGUCCGCUGUCGCUGCGAUGAGAGCAGCAGCACCAACAGUGGACUGCCUCCCGCAUCGCCUCCAGCUGCGGUGCUGCUGUUGAUGGGCGGCUGCAGCAGCCUCAUUGGGCAGGUCCUGGCAUACCCAACAGCGCUGGUGAGGACGCGCAUGCAGGUGGACGGGAGCGGUGGUAAGCCGUUGCUGUACCGCAGUAGCGCAGCAGCGGCGGCGGCAGCCGUCCGCCAAGGGGGGUUCCGGGGCCUCUACAGAGGACUUCAGGCAAACUGUUGCAAGGCCCUCCCGGCUGUCUCGCUUUCUUGGAUUGUCUAUGAGAAGAUGAAAUACGCUAUAAGCAACUUUGAGAGGGACUGGACACAAAGGGUGGAGCAGCAGCGACUCGCCGCACGCAACAGACCUUGA
Molecule: messenger RNA, 2226 nt
Organism: Eimeria mitis
Lineage: Eukaryota; Apicomplexa; Conoidasida; Eucoccidiorida; Eimeriidae
Product: mitochondrial carrier domain-containing protein, putative
Biological process (GO): transmembrane transport
Molecular function (GO): ATP transmembrane transporter activity
Source: RefSeq, a predicted model, not a curated record